AUGGAUGCAUUGAUCAACGCCUACAACUCAUACUCCACAUCGGCGCAAUUCGGUCUUCCGGCAUCAUUAACGGCCGAUAGACAGCAACAAGCUAACAAAUGGACCUUGAUGUACUCGGAAAGGCUUAAGGAUAAACAGUAUGAGGACGCCUCAAACAUUGCCUACUCGUAUGACGAUAUGGUUGUUAGUUGCACCUACAACGCCAAGACUUGCAAUAUAAGCGACUUCAACGACUUUUACAAUCCAUCCUAUGGUAACUGUAUACAGUUCAACACCGCCGGCAUUCAUUCUUCGUCUCGUGCCGGUCCGUUGUAUGGUCUUCGUAUGGUCAUGCGGACCGAUCAAGCCACGUAUUUGCCAUGGACCGAAACGUCGGGAGUUAUCAUUGAUAUUCAUAUGCAGGAUGAGAUACCGUAUCCAGACGUCUUCGGCUACUUUGCGCCUCCUGGCACUGCGUCAUCCCUCGGAGUCUCCUAUGUCCAAACGACUCGUCUUGCAAAACCCUACGGUACAUGUACAACCAAAACCAAACUGGAAACCACUCAUUACACGGGAACGUACACGGUCGAAGCGUGCUUCAGAAGUUGCAUGCAGGAAAAGAUCAUUGCCACGUGUGGAUGUUACUAUCCGGCGUACUCACAUGCACCGAAUACUACGCAAUUCGUUUCGUGUGAUAAUGGAGUGCAGACAUUGACUAAUUUAAACUGUGUCGACCAAAUCAAUAGUGCCGAUUCGACGGAAUUCGAUGUGUUGACCGAUUGUGAUUGUCCUCAGCCAUGCGAAGUCGAUUCCUACGGUGUCACUGUGUCCACCGCUCAAUGGCCAUCAGAUUCUUAUACGCCAACCGAAUGCAAUCCGGGCGGCCCAUCUGGUCCAUGGGACGCUUCUGGCGAAUCCUGUUUGGAUUGGUACAAGGCGAACACAAUUCUGAUUGAAAUCUAUUACGAAAGAAUGAAUUUUCAAGUGCUCACUGAGUCGCCAGCGUAUACGUUCGUCAACUUCAUCUCGGACGUUGGUGGUCAAGUCGGACUGUUCCUUGGAAUGAGUAUUAUUUCUGUUAUCGAAUACGUUGUACUCAUUUUACUUGUAUUCUUCUACUGCUGUACGCAUAAAUCCAGAAAAGCGGAAAUCGAACAACUCGAGAUGGAUAUUAAGAAGGCUAGGGACGAUGUCGACCAAGUAGCCGAAAAACGCAAAAAGCACCAGAAAGCAAAUGCAGAAUUGUAUGAAAUGGAUGUUGGACACGAUGUGGUCCCACCGAAGCCUGUGUCCCAUGAUUGA
Molecule: messenger RNA, 1281 nt
Organism: Caenorhabditis briggsae
Lineage: Eukaryota; Metazoa; Nematoda; Chromadorea; Rhabditida; Rhabditidae
Gene: Cbr-del-4
Product: Protein CBR-DEL-4
Exons: 10
Coding region: 1-1281 (426 amino acids)
Biological process (GO): sodium ion transmembrane transport
Cellular component (GO): membrane
Molecular function (GO): ligand-gated sodium channel activity
Source: RefSeq, a predicted model, not a curated record